CUAUCAGCAGGUGAAUAGGUGUAUUUUCCUGCAAUUUUCCUGGUGCACCCCCCAUGCGCCGAUGUCAGUUUUGCGUACCUCAACUUUGCACCAAUCAUCCAGUCAGUUUAAACACCCUUGCGUUGGUUAGUAUAACAACGCCGCUGCUAGAGCAUGGUCACACAGGUCCUGUAGCUGAAAGCUCGCGCAUCUACGCGCCAUAACCUGAAAGAUUCAAAACUGAUGCGGCCAAACUGUCCGGACUUUAACACACAUUUGUCUCAAUUGAUCAAUUUUAUUGGAGCGAGUGGUUCGUUUUGUGUUGGUUGUUGGUGGUUUCGCCUUUUGGAUUUUUAACCGUUUUUAUUUCAAGUGCCAGUGACAUGUGAUUACUUGUGGGGCCUGCAUGUGGGACAAGAUGAAAUCGCCGGCGCUCCUCAUUUUUGCUAUGCUGCUAUUUCAAAGGAUAUGCAGCAGCAAGAGUCUCAAGGGGAUGCAGCUGAAUGUCCCGAGGGCGGUCAGGGUGGGACAUUCGGUCACCCUGGGCUGUGAAUACGAUCUCGAAGAGGCCCCCCUUUAUUCGGUCAAGUGGUACAGGGACGGCGACGAGUUCUACAGGUAUGUGCCCAAGGAGGCACCGCCGACACGGGUCUUCACCCUCUCCGGACUCCAUGUGGACGUGUCCGUAUCGAACGCGCAUAAUGUGACAUUAUUGUCAGUCGGGAGACCGAUGUCUGGACUAUUUCAGUGUGAAGUGUCCGCAGAUGCUCCCCUGUUCCAUACUGAAGUUAUGUCGGCCCCAAUGACGGUCGCAGUUGUCCCUGUGGGGGUUCCGAAUGUGACAGUCGAUAAAGCGGGAUUGGAACACGGCGGUCCCCUCAUCGCCGACUGUCUAGCGCCACCAUCCUUCCCCGCCGCCAAUCUGACGUGGUACGUCAAUGACCAAAAGGUCCCCGGUUCUACGUCUUACACGGUGACCCAGGACGUGGACCAGCUGGAGAAGGCGACCAGCAGGCUCGAGCUGACCGGAGUGGGCGGCAUGUGGGAGGCGAUCAGACUGAGAUGCGAGGCCAGCUUGUUCCGGUUGUACCGUGCCAACAGUCUGGAGGUGCAGGUCAAGCCCGACACGCCUCAACCGGCAUCCGUACUGCUCAUGGGACCCAGCAUAAACGGUGGAAAAAGUGCCACAUCAUCAUCGUGGGGCGCCAUACUCUGUGCCAUGGCCGCGCUGAUGUUUACGACAAGAGGCUGCUAGUUAACUUUAACUGAGUUUUAGUGUUCGAAACGAUUUACUGUGACACCAGUGAAGUGAAUAAGUGUGCGGGAAACGGCGUCGUAAUUUUUUGGUCCCCCCAUCGUUUUUUUAUUUUCUAUUUUUUUUUAUCAAGCAAAUGCACCGUCGAUAUCGCUCGGUGCGAUUUGGUUUUUUAUCGAGACGACGAACUGUGAAGACUGCUUCCGUGUGGGUUGGCGUGGAUAUGAGUAAAAUUGAUUUCCUUUGCAGUUGUAGUCGAGGAAAUGAGUCGAAACGGUCGUGUACACUAUCAAUAGGAGGUUCUUCAAUUUUUACCAGAUAUUUAUCCUUAAAGAAUGUCUCUGAUUGCAUCCAUGUGGGAAUUUUACAAACAAACAAAUAUCUAGAUAUAGUAAAUAACGUUUAUAUACUUA
Messenger RNA from Aethina tumida (small hive beetle), 1647 nucleotides. RefSeq lists its product as uncharacterized. The transcript is spliced from 6 exons. NCBI's taxonomy places the organism in Eukaryota, Metazoa, Arthropoda, Insecta, Coleoptera, Nitidulidae. Bases 386 to 1234 code for a protein of 282 amino acids. The record is from RefSeq and is a predicted model, not a curated record.